AGGCCAGUGUUGGCAGACACGGACAGGAAGAAAACAAUCGUUUUAGCUGUCCAGUGGAUUAAAAACUAAAAUCUUCUUUUAGUUGUUAAAAUGGACCGUUUUUCAUGGUCAAACGGUCUUUUGGAGAUUAACGAGACAUUAGUGAUCCAACAGAGAGGUGUCAGAUUAUAUGACGGCGAUGAUAAGGCCAAAAUGGAUGCUGGAGUGGCCUUGUUGAGUACCCAUCGAUUAAUCUGGAGGGACAUUAAAAAUCAUGAAUGUUGCAUAGCAAUGCCUCUCUCACAAAUCAUCUUCUUUGAGGAGCAGGCUGCAGGAAUAGGAAAGAGUGCAAAAAUAGUUAUUCACCUUCACCCAUCACCUGCCAACAAGGAGCCUGGUCCUUAUCAGCAGAGCAAGUACUCCUACAUCAAGCUGUCUUUCAAAGAACACGGGCAGAUUGAGUUUUACAGGAGAUUAACAGAGGAGAUGACUCAGAAGAGAUGGGAGAAUACACCAGUGUCACAACCCAUCCCCACAGGAACCAGCUCUCAGGCAGGAAGGACACGUGCGGUGGGGAUUGUUGGCAUUGAAAGGAAGAUUGAGGAGAAGAGGAAAGAAACAGAUAAAAACAUUACUGAGGCUUUUGAGGACCUCAGCAAGCUGAUGGUUAAGGCCAAAGAGAUGGUGGAGUUGUCCAGAUCUAUAGCAAACAAGAUUAAAGACAAGCAGGGUGACAUAACAGAGGAUGAGACAAUCCGGUUUAAGUCCUAUCUACUGAGCAUGGGCAUUGCUAAUCCUGUUACCAGGGAAACACAUGGAUCAGGCACCCAUUAUCAUUUGCAGCUCGCUAAGCAACUGGGCGAUAUGCUACAAGCUCCUCUAGAGGAGCGUGGGGGUAUGAUGGCGCUCACCGAGGUGUACUGUCUAGUUAACCGAGCUAGAGGAAUGGAGCUGUUAUCUCCAGAAGAUUUGGUGAACGCAUGUAAGAUGUUUGAAACUCUGAAGCUCCCCUUGAGGCUGCGCGUGUUUGACAGUGGCGUCAUGGUGGUCCAGCUGCAGUCUCACAGCGAAGAGGAAAUGAUAGCAUCAGCACUGGACAAUGUAUCAGAGAAAGGUUCAUUGACAGCAGAGGAGCUUGCAAAGCUUUUGGGGCUCUCUGUUCUCCUGUCUAAAGAGCGGUUACUGCUGGCUGAGAAGAUGGGUCAUCUGUGUCGAGACGACUCUGUCGAGGGUCUAAGAUUCUACCCAAACCUCUUCUGAUCCAUUCAGUUAUCACAGAUAACUAAAGACAAUGGAUCAACAGACUACUACAACAAUUUUAUGACUGCUGUGCACUGUUGCACAGCAGUUUGGGAUUGUUGUACUUGUUACAUAGAGGAAAGAUUCACAUGCCUUGUAUGAUAUCCGCUGUGGCUGGAAGUGUGGAAAACAUGCCCUUCUAUUUGUGGGAAAACCCACUUUAUGUACUGCCAGCUGUUUUAUAUGUAGAUCUGAUUAUUCAAUUCUGCAAAGCUGGUUCAGCACACAAGAAUACUGUGUGUGCCUGUGCCUUGCAGUUGGAUAAAGCUUUGGUGCAACUGCUGUUGUCAACAGUCACUAUUGUAAAAAUUAUUCCAUUUUGACUCUCGCUUACACCUACAGUCAAAUGAGAGUAUAAUUAUUGCAUUUGCAACCACUAUUGUAGCAAAUGUUUUUUACGAUAGUGGUUAAUGAUGCAGAUGGAAAUUUCUUAAAAUUUUGAUUGGGAGUCUUAC
This is a messenger RNA of Thalassophryne amazonica, 1733 nucleotides long. RefSeq names its product vacuolar protein sorting 36 homolog (gene vps36). The coding region runs from base 91 to 1239 and encodes 382 amino acids. Gene Ontology annotation, molecular function: ubiquitin binding; phosphatidylinositol-3-phosphate binding. The transcript has 14 exons. Gene Ontology annotation, biological process: protein transport to vacuole involved in ubiquitin-dependent protein catabolic process via the multivesicular body sorting pathway. The record is from RefSeq and is a predicted model, not a curated record. Gene Ontology annotation, cellular component: late endosome membrane; ESCRT II complex. Lineage: Eukaryota; Metazoa; Chordata; Actinopteri; Batrachoidiformes; Batrachoididae.